GGUUAGUUGCAUUCUAUAAGUUGUCAAAUGUCAUAAAAACACCAACUUUUGUAAGAAAAAUAAUUUAUUUCUGAUUUAAAAAAGUACACAAUUCUCGAUUAUCAACAAUGGUUAAUGUAAUGAAAGGCGUUUUGGUGACCUGUGACCAGGCCAUGAAACAAUUCCUUUUGUAUUUAGAUGAGACUACAAAACUAGGCCGAAAAUUCAUAAUUCAGGACUUGGAUGAAAACCACUUAUUUAUUUCAGCCGAUAUUUUAGAGACAUUACAGGCAAAAAUCGACGAUCUGAUGGACCAAAUUAGCUUCCCAGUCGCCGAAAAAAGCAAUUAAUUUUUUGUAAUUUGCAAAAGUGAGGUUAUGUCAUAUUGAUGUGUGGUCAUUCGAAUUAUAAAUAAAAAGCGCAGCAUUUAUAUAA
This is a messenger RNA of Tribolium castaneum (red flour beetle), 414 nucleotides long. RefSeq names its product Transcription factor B5 (gene Tfb5). Gene Ontology annotation, cellular component: transcription factor TFIIH core complex; transcription factor TFIIH holo complex. NCBI's taxonomy places the organism in Eukaryota, Metazoa, Arthropoda, Insecta, Coleoptera, Tenebrionidae. The record is from RefSeq and is a predicted model, not a curated record. Bases 108 to 329 code for a protein of 73 amino acids. Gene Ontology annotation, biological process: nucleotide-excision repair; transcription initiation at RNA polymerase II promoter; nucleotide-excision repair, preincision complex assembly. The transcript is spliced from 2 exons.